GGAAAGGAUUUCACUGGGUAAGCCUUAUUCCCAAACGAAAUCUCAGUCGCCAUCAGACUAGCCCCACAUAAUCACAACGGAAAAUUGAGCAAUGGAAAACAUAACGAUUGAAAACGAAAUAAAAAUAAGCGAAACCCCCGUUAAGGACUAUGUAAGCGUAUUCCUGUGGAUGUUCAGCUUGAAGGGAUAUGCACGCGGAUUCCUGUGGAUGUUCAUUGGUAUUUUGGGCCUCGUCAAAGCUUUUUACAUUUUCGGUUACUUUUGGCACGGUCUGCCGCUCCGCUCGAUGGACCACAAGUGGGUGGAGAAGUGGACGCUGCACCAGGAGAUGGAAAAGAAGCGAGAAUUUCAGUUGGAGGAACUGAUCAAGAAAAAUAAGAAACUGGAAAACUUGGUACAGGAACUGAAGGAGUCCAAUUCCCAAUUGAUCGAAGAAAACUAUAUCCGUCCCUUAGAGAAGAACAACGAGGAGCUACAGCAGGAACCGCCGAACCCCUCCAAUGUCUAUAUAAAGAAUAAUCACUACCAUCUGACCAAUCAGAUGUUUGUCAACGGCGAACACUUUGGUCUCAAUCUCGCGAACUCUUCUCCUUUGCCCCCAAAAGUGGAGCCCAAUAUCUGGAUGAAGUACCUCAAGCAGCGCAAGUCCCUGAUGCCAUGCGAGUCCAUUGUCGAUGCCACAGCUAUGAUUGAAGAUACUCCUGGCCGUCAUGAGCCCAUCAUUAUGGGCACCCAGCAGAUGGAGGAGUUGCAGGGCCUGAGCUCUUCUAUCAAUGCCUAGCUUUACGUUCUUCUCAAAAAUUAGUUUUGGCAGCAUAAGAAAUCCAACAAAUAAUUAUAAUAAUACAUGAGAAGACUAAAAAUAUAAACUAAAUACAUAAAU
Drosophila subobscura is the source of this 883-nucleotide messenger RNA. RefSeq lists its product as uncharacterized. The record is from RefSeq and is a predicted model, not a curated record. Bases 92 to 781 code for a protein of 229 amino acids. NCBI's taxonomy places the organism in Eukaryota, Metazoa, Arthropoda, Insecta, Diptera, Drosophilidae. The transcript is spliced from 2 exons.